Messenger RNA from Myxocyprinus asiaticus (Chinese sucker), 1531 nucleotides. Its product is annotated as proteoglycan 4-like. Gene Ontology annotation, molecular function: polysaccharide binding; scavenger receptor activity. Lineage: Eukaryota; Metazoa; Chordata; Actinopteri; Cypriniformes; Catostomidae. The record is from RefSeq and is a predicted model, not a curated record. The transcript is spliced from 13 exons. Bases 1 to 1500 code for a protein of 499 amino acids. Gene Ontology annotation, biological process: immune response.
AUGACUGGAUCCACUCUGGUUUCAUCUCUCCUGGCAUUGGCCUGUGUUUUCCUGCCACUAUGUGCUGCUCAAGGCAGCUGCAGAGGCAGAUGUGGCGAGCCGUUCGCCCGCGGUCAGGUCUGUAAUUGUGACUACAGCUGUUUUUCCCAUGGAGAAUGCUGCAAGGACUUUGAGGAAGUCUGCACCGUCAGUGGCUCGUGCAGGGGUCGGUGUGAUGAGCCGUUCAGGCGUGGGAGACAAUGUGACUGUGAUUCAGACUGUGUCCUCUACAACACCUGCUGCCCUGACUACCAUGGACCGUGUGAUGCCUUCUCCAACUUAAAAGCUCCAAGAAGCUCAAAGAUAACCAAAACAACAGAAUAUACUGACAAGUGUAUUGCAGCAUGUCUCGCAAACCAGCAAGACCCAGAUGUCCUGAGAGAUGGAAACAUGGCUCUGGCCGGGCUAAAUAAUUUGAUGGCUCUGUCUGAAGCUCCAUCACUUCUUACUGGAGGCCCCAUCGCUCAGGACACUGGCCUCUAUCUGAGCUCUUCUGACAUACCAGACAUUGGCACCAACCCUUCUGGGUUUCCUUUGCCAGAAUCAGGUCCAGGUCCUGCUUCAGCAGUUGGGUCAGAACAAGCAGGUGGACCCUCCUCUGCGAAACCCCUAACCAUCCCAGUACAGGUCGCUCUCGCUAUCAGUGGACAAGGUGAUCCAGUCCAAUCCAGUGGGCCUGCCUCUGGUUCAGGCAGACCCAGCAAUCUCGCAGACAUUGCCCAGUCAAUGGGAGCAAACAACCCUUCAGGAUUAGGUCCUGACCUCUGCAGUGGCCUUCCUAUCGAUGGACUGGCAGCUCUCUUCAAUGGCUCCAUCAUAGUUUUCAGAGGUCACUUCUUUUGGCUGCUGAACCCCAAGACAAGAAGUGCUGGUCCUGCUCAGAGAAUCACUGAAGUGCUGGGCAUCCCUUCCCCCAUCGACACCGCUUUCACUCGCUGCAACUGCCAGAGCAAGACUAUCAUCAUCAAGGGGGAUGAUUACUGGAGUUUUGAAAAUGGUGUAAUGGAGCCUGGAUAUCCAAGAUCAGUGUCUACGGACUUUGGUGGCCUCACCGGGGAGAUCAGUGCUGCUCUGCCUAUCCCUGCCACCAGAAAGAGACCAGAGACUGUGUACUUCUUUAAGAAAGGAGGUAGAGCUCACAAAUUUUCUUAUCCGCCUGGAAGUGCGCCGAAUUGCAGUGGCAAGAGAUCCAAAAACACCAAGAACCAACAUGCUAGACAAGCAGGGAUGCAGUUGUCAGGAGAGAUCAACCUGAGCCUCACAUGGAAGGGCUUCCCCACCCCUGUGACUUCAGCCUUGUCUAUGCCCAACCCCAGAAAAUCAGAUGGUUUCGAUUACCUUGUUUUCUCUUGGCCUAAAAUCUUCAAUAUCAAGAUCAGCGGUGAGCUGCCUACUUUGGCGGCUCCUGCCAGCAGUCCCUCACAGCAGAAUGACAUCAGAAGCUGGCUCAACUGUCCCUGAAAAACCAGCACUAAUCAAAAAACACCAGCAG